This is a messenger RNA of Rodentolepis nana, 1653 nucleotides long. The record is from the annotation of a GenBank genome assembly. NCBI's taxonomy places the organism in Eukaryota, Metazoa, Platyhelminthes, Cestoda, Cyclophyllidea, Hymenolepididae.
AUGGAGCACAUACCUGCUUUACCAGAAGCAAAUGCCUUUGGCUUGCUAAAACUCAAAUCUGGGAAAAAGACUAAACAACAGAAACUAUUGAAACGUUUACAAGUUGAGGCUUCACCUAUCGAAGCACCCAAUGAAUUGCGUGAUGAAAAGGCCAAUCGUCGCCUCAAAUUCAAUCUCGACAGAGAACGUCUCAACCUAUGGAAGGGUCCAGUUCACCAAAACCGUUUGGCUGACCAACUUAUUUUCCCACUUCAGAGUAAAGCUAUCCAGUUCUCCACAGCGGAGGAUGCUAGAGAGGCGAAACAUAUUAAUGCAAUAGAGUCUGCUAAGAAGAAUGAGAAUUCUCUUCAGGCUAAGCUCUUUGGCGCUCUUUAUAAAGAUACGGUUGCGCCAUUGACAGAUGCCGAUAAGGAAAUUCAAUCGCAGCUCGAACUGGCUAAAAAGAUGUCUCUAAAGGCUAAAGAUCAAAUGCGACAGCGUUUACGUGAAGUUGCUUUACUUAGCAAAGCCAAACAGCAAAAGAAGAUUAAAAGCAAAAAUUACCAUCGUCGUGCAAAGCGUCGUAACAUGAAGGAAUUUGAGAAAAAUAUUGCUUUGUUAAGGCAGAACGAUCCAAAGGCCUUUGCAGAACGCCUACUAGAAGCUGAUCGUAUGCGAGCCAAGGAAAGAGCCUCUCUCCGUCACAGAACAGGAGGCAAGUUCGCUCGAAUGCAAAAGUUGCGCGCCAAAUACGAUGAUGAGGCAAGGGAAGCUGUGGCCGCUAUGCAUGAUCAGGGUCGAGAUUUGAAAAGAAAGAUUCGUGGUGAAUAUGAUAGUGACGAGGAAUCGGUUCUCUCAGAGUUGGAUAUUAGUUCAUCGGAGAGCGAGUCGGAAAGCGAUUCUGAGAAAUCUAAUUUUGAUGUCGACUCUGAUGGUGAAGGAGGAGAAGAAGAGAUGCCUUCACAUUUGGCCAGCUGGUGGGCGAAGGUUGAAAAUCAGCCUCAAAAAUCCGAAGCAAUGGAUGAUGAUACUGAUGGCACUGAACGACCGCCCACUACCCCUCAGACUUCAACUCUUCUCUCCACCCUAGCUACUGAGGAGCUUAUUCGUAAAUCUGCCACAGAAACUACUGCCACUGCCAGUAAAAUGGAUCUCGAUCCUACUGAUGACAACUUCUUCGCUGCUCUUGAAGAAGCUGUUGCAGAUCAACCGGAUAGUGGCGCCGCAGAAUUCGCAGCAGAAAAGAAGGCCGUAGAAGAAGAGGAAGCCCCCGCAGACCUGGAUACUUUCCUUCCCGGCUGGAAUCGGUGGACUGGCCCGGGUAUGGAAGCAAUCGAUGAAGCGAUCCGCAAAAAGAAACUCAUAAAAGCACCCAAGAGGAAGAGGUUGGAUAAGGGCAGAGCGAAAGUUAUUAUUCGCGAGAGGGUGAAUGAGGACCUGAAGAAACAUCUUGUAAAGAAGAUACCUUUCCCUUACUCAACUCCUGAACAAUACGAAGCUGUAAUGUCGCAACCAGUUUGUCGUGAGUGGACCACCGAGGCAGCUCAUAAGGAACUCACCAAACCCAAGGUCAUUGUCAAGGCCGGUCGGGUUAUCAAGCCCAUUGAUAAAGACGUUGCUCUGUUGCGGGAGAAGGAUGUGCGUCGGUUGGAAACUGGAAAGAAGAAUGUUUAG